AUGGCGCUUUUCCUCCGCCAAGUUUGGGCCCUCACCGUAAAGGAUCUGAGAAUCAUUCUCAUUGGGCCCUGGAUCUCUACGCCAAUCCGAGCGUUCCUAUUUCCCAUUUUGUUUGUUGUUUUUCUAUGUUACACUAAAAAUCUCUUCUCUCCUCCGACAGAGCAAGGCAUCGGGCAGCCGCACAAGAUCAGAUCUCUUUCAGACGCCCUGAGUAAUGCUUCCGGCGGUCGAGAACAACUCGUCUUCGUAGACAAUGGUUUCCGCGCUGGAGAGAUUGAACAAGUUAUUUCAAGUCUCAUGGUCUCCAUCAAUAGCACGGAAAUCGAGAUCAGCGUGUUGAAAAGCGAAUCAGAACUGCUGGCCCAAUGCCAGAGCGCAAGCAGCGGGUCAUCAAAAUGUAUCGCGGCAGCCACAUUUCACUCGUCGCCAUCCGAGGGCGAGAGUGGCAGAUGGAACUAUACCAUUCGCGCUGACGGCUCGCUCAAAGGUGGCCCAAAUGCCCAGUCAGAGGACAAUGAUGCCCAAAUUUACACGUUGCCAUUGCAGCGCGCCAUCGAUCUGGCCAUUGCUGGUCACAUGCAGUCAACGUCUCAAGUUGUAUCUGAGAUUCCAUUUACCUCAAUGACUAAUGAGGACCAGAGACGGCUAAUACAUGAAGGGUUCAUGGACAGAAUCGACAGGAUACUGUCCAUUGCCUACUUUAUUGCCAUGGUUGGGGUUCUAUAUCAGCUAGCUGGACGUGUCGCGACGGAGAGAGAGAUUGGCAUGGCACAGCUCCUUGACACAAUGAUGCCCAACACUCGCCGCUGGGAGACCCAGGCUGCACGUUUGCUGUCCCACCUUGUCGCCUUUGUAUUCGUGUACGCGCCAGCCUGGAUCGCCAUAGGCGCCGUCAUCGGAGCCAUGUCUUUCACGAACACGUCCAUCAUAAUCCCGAUCUUGUCCCAUCUACUGACUGGAAUCUCGCUCACUGCAAACGGUCUCUUCUUUGGCUGCUGCUUUCAAAAGUCACAGAUGAGUGGUUUCACGGCAGUCAUCGUGAGCGUGAUUCUGGCAGUUGGUGCCCUUGUCUCUGGAGACAUUGCAACUGGCUGGAUCAUCUUCUUGUCCCUCUUAUUCCCCCCAAUGAACUAUAUGUACCUUCUCAAGUUGACCGCGAGAUGGGAAAGCCAUGGCCAAGCUGCUAACGUUGUCGCUUCUCUCCCGUCAGGCCACCCCAACAUGCCCAUACUCGUAUUCUGGAUCUUUGCCGUCGUUCAUAUAGUCACCUAUGUCCUUGGAGGCGGCUUCGUCGAGAAGUUCUCCUGGGGCACUGCAUCCAGCCAGCGUACAGUCCAGCCACCAGACCUUGCAGUUGCUGUCCGGCUACGCCAGUUCACAAAAACAUAUAGCGCAAGCAUUCUGCAGAAGUUUUUCAGCUUCUUCACUCGGACACUGCCGGAAGACUUUACGGCCGUCGAACAGCUCAGUCUGGAGGUAGUUCGAGGAGAGAUCAUGGUACUUCUAGGCGCCAACGGCAGCGGCAAGUCUACGACCCUUGACUCCAUCGCCGGAUUGCUAGCGCCCACCUCUGGAUCGAUCGAUUUAAGCUUCUCCUCGACUGGGGCGUCUUUCGGUCACUGCCCCCAGAAGAAUGUCCUGUGGGAGGAGCUUACGGUCCGCCAGAACAUUGCGAUAUUCGACAGCAUCAAGUCCAUGUCAAAGAAGUCGCCUCAAGAGCAGCUGGAAGAACUGAUUGAAGCUUGUGACUUGGCGAAGAAGGCGUCGUCCAAGGCCGGAUCACUAUCUGGCGGUCAGAAGCGCAAGUUGCAGCUGGCGCUCAUGUUUGCUGGAAACUCAACAGUGUGUUGCGUGGACGAGGUGUCCUCGGGCGUCGAUCCAUUGUCACGUAGAAAGUUAUGGGACAUUCUGCUGCGCGACGCGGGUCAGAGGACCAUUCUUCUCACUACCCACUAUCUAGACGAGGCAGACUUCCUUGCAGACCGGAUCGCUAUGCUAUCACAUGGUGUGCUCAAAGUGAGUGGAACGCCGGUCGAGCUGAAAGAACGCCUUGGGACAGGAUAUAAAAUCAGAGUUCAUGACGGUUUGGUAACGAACAGGUCUCAAUCACACGGCGAUACGACCGACAACCCUGAGCGCGUUUUUACUACCGGCAAUCCGCAGAAUACUUGUCGCUUGCUAAAAAAGCUAGAGGCUCAGGGAGUAUCGGACUACCAAGUAGACGGGCCAACUCUGGAAGAUGCCUUUCUAAAAGUUGCUAGCGAGGAUUCCUGGCCACAGCCGACUUCCCUACAAACUACGGAAGAAGUCCAUCGAUCGACGGAAGCAUUUGUGAAUGAAACGCAUGAACCGAGCCCCAAGCAGGGAAACAUGUCCGCUCUACACAGCGGUCGAAAGACCACGAUACUCACGCAAAUGAAGAUUUUGCUCUACAAGCGCUUCACCCUUUUCCGAAGGAACCCCAUAUUACACUUGGCCUCUAUGCUGAUUCCUAUCGUUGCGGUGUCCUGCUGCACCAUCUUCCUUCGGAAUCUCUCUGUCGCGAGCUGUGCACCCGAUGAUGCCGCACAGGGUCCAGCUACUGAUGCUUCUCUUUCAAUCAGCGACAUGCGGUUCAUCGCAGGUCCCAAAGACAGAGUGUCAACCGAUGGCAUUGGAAGGGCUCUUGGUGGUCAGCCACGCGAAGUCAUCAUGGUCGACACCUUGGCCGAGUUGCAUGACAAGGUCAGAGUUGAGUUUCGCAACUUGACAGGAGCCAUUUACCUGGGCGAUGAACCUACCUUUGUCUGGCUUGCGGAAGAGUCGCCUGCAUUCGGCCAUGUUACUCAAAACCUAAUCGACAACCUUCUGCUGAACGAGACCAUCGCGAGCACCUUUGAACCCCUAAUGACGCCUGAUACCGGCGAUACAGGCAGUCUCAUCAUAUUGACGACCAUCUGCGGUCUGGCCAUGGCAGUCUAUCCUGCUUUACUCGGCCUAUAUCCUGUAUUUGAAAGACUCAAGGGUAUCCGAGCCAUGCACUACAGUAACGGAAUUCAAGCUCUUCCUCUCUGGCUUGCUUACUUGACCUUUGACUUCUUCGUCACUCUAGUAGUCAGCACCAUCGCCGUCAUAGUCUUGAGCGCAUCAACGAGCGUGUGGUAUCACCUUGAGUAUCUGUUUGUCGUCUUCUUACUGUAUGGGGCUGCCUCAACCUUAUCGUGUUACGUCCUGUCUCUGUUCGUCUCAUCUCAACUUGACGCAUUCGCGAUUGGCGCCUCAGUGCAAGCAGCGGCAUAUUUCAUCUUCUUUGUGGCGAAUACGAUUACCUUCUCUACCAAUACGGACCCAUCGUCUCUCAAUUCGACUCUGAGCAUUAUAUUCUAUUCCCUUGGGUUCCUUACUCCUGCCUUUAGCAUGACCCGAGCUCUUUACGUCUCCCUCAACAUGUUUGGGAUUGCCUGCCAAGACGACCAUUUGGCCAGUUACCCUGGAAGUAUCGGUGUCUAUGGUGGACCGAUACUCUAUCUCUGCCUCCAAUCAAUGUCUCUGUUUGGUCUACUGUUCUGGAAGGAGGCAGGGUACACCCCCCAGCUUCCAAUCAAUCUUCGGCCAAGCGCGAAGCGUCUAAGUGAUGAGGAAGGGAUGGAGUUGAGUUCUCAUGCGUCACAUAGCAAUGUGUACUGGUCAAACGACACAACCUGCCUCGAGGCUAUCCAUCUACAAAAAGACUUUGGAAAGUUCACUGCUGUCGACGAUGUGACACUUGCCGUGCCAAAGAGUACUUGCUUUGCCCUCUUGGGUCCCAACGGUGCCGGCAAGACGACCUGCAUCUCCAUGAUAAGAGGUGAUGUGGCCCCGAGCAGUCGGAACACUGAGAUCAUAGUCGACGGCUCAUCCAUCCUCAAGCAUCGUCAGGAAGCGAGAUCUAAGCUCGGCGUCUGUCCUCAGAUUGAUCCACUCGACAACAUGACCGUCAUGGAACACCUCCGCUUCUACGCCGACGCCCGCGGCCUGCAAGACCCAAUGCACAACAUUAACACGCUGCUGCGCGGUCUUGGCUUGUCUGAAUUCAGCAACCGCAUCGCCACCAAGCUGUCGGGCGGGAACAAGCGCAAGCUCUCCCUGGGCAUCGCACUCAUGGGCAACCCUUCCGUGCUGCUCCUAGACGAGCCUUCUUCGGGAAUGGACGCCCUGAGCAUGCGUCUCAUGUGGCGUGUGCUGGCCGGAGUCACGCCAGGGAGAGCGCUCGUGCUCACGACGCACUCGAUGGAGGAGGCGACUGCUCUGGCCAGUCACAUCGGCAUCGUCGCCCGGAAGAUGCUCGCGCAAGGGUCUGCAGAGGAGCUGAGGCAAAAGUACGGUGGCGGGUACGUCGCUCAAAUCCUACACGAUGACGCUCCCCACACCAGGGCAGACGAUAUGGCAGCCAUCUGGGCGUGGAUGGUGGGCACCUUUCCCGGCGCCAGAAAUCUGGACCGAGGGGUACAGAGGCGGGGACAGAUGCGUGUUGAAAUUCCGAUGUCGACUGCCCGUGGACUACAGAGGUCGCUGGCCGAGAUCAUGGAGAGUAUGGAGCUGGGGAAGAGAGCUCUAGGAAUCCGGUAUUAUAGUCUGAGCAGGACCACGCUCGAUCAUGUCUUUUUUACCGUCGUGGGAGAACACGAGGAGUAG
Molecule: messenger RNA, 4653 nt
Organism: Clonostachys rhizophaga
Lineage: Eukaryota; Fungi; Ascomycota; Sordariomycetes; Hypocreales; Bionectriaceae
Source: the annotation of a GenBank genome assembly